Messenger RNA from Marmota flaviventris (yellow-bellied marmot), 1804 nucleotides. It is a transcript of the gene Slc31a2, whose product is annotated as solute carrier family 31 member 2. NCBI's taxonomy places the organism in Eukaryota, Metazoa, Chordata, Mammalia, Rodentia, Sciuridae. Gene Ontology annotation, molecular function: copper ion transmembrane transporter activity. The record is from RefSeq and is a predicted model, not a curated record. Gene Ontology annotation, cellular component: membrane. Gene Ontology annotation, biological process: copper ion transmembrane transport.
GGUCGGUAUCGCGGCGGCUGCGGGUCGGAGUAGCCUCCGGGAGACCCGAGCAAGCAGACGCGGCCCUGGGCCGCCGGCGCGCUCAGUAUGGCGAUGGGGAAAUAGAUGGGAAGCACUAGAAAAAGUUCCCCAGCCAGUCAGCGGUGGCAUUGGGACCCUCCUCUCCCUCGGAAGCCUGUGAUUGGACAAAUGAAGAAGCUUUUCUCAAAGUAUGCAUUUCAUCUUCUCAGACGAGGCUGUGCUUCUGUUUGAUUUCUGGAGUGUCCACAGCCCUGCAGGCAUGGCCCUUUCUGUGCUGGUGGUCCUGCUCCUGGCUGUGCUGUACGAAGGCAUCAAAGUUGGCAAAGCCAAGCUGCACCACCGUACUCUAAUGAGCCUGCCCACUGCCACCAGCCAGCAGCUCAUCUUGGAGACAGACCAGGAUUCUGCAGGCGCAGGCUCAGACUCAUCCCCAGUCAGCAGCACCAACCUCAGGUGGUUUUUGUGUCACUUUGGCCAGUCUCUAGUCCAUGUCACUCAAGUGGUCAUUGGCUACUUCAUGAUGCUGGCUGUAAUGUCCUACAACAUCUGGAUUUUCCUCGGUGUGGUCCUGGGCUCGGCUGUGGGCUACUACCUGGCCUACCCACUUCUCCGCCUGGUUUAGCUGGUGAAGGAUUUGCAGGCACUCAGGGCUGGAGGGAGCUGGGCACCUUCUUCCAGGCAUUGCACUUCAGUGGAUUUUUCUCCUGGUGGCCAUUCCUCACCUCCUUUUCAGCUCCUGGCAAAUUGGAGCUGAAGCCAGCACUUGUUCCCUGGAGUUCAGAGGCCACUGAAGCCACCCUCUCCUCGGCCAGCCUGCACAGGGCCUGGGCCUAUUCUGGUGCCUUAAGAAGGCUGCUGUGACCAAUGGAGAAAGAAAGCAGAGACUACAGCCUGGGGACAGGGUUGCUGAGCCUAGACACAUCCCUGUGAUGCAGGAAUAAGAAUUUCCAAAGGUCUUCAGGACAGGGAGGUGGGAUCUGGGUGAGGAAGGCCACAGAACCUGGAAACCCUCUCUCUGCUUUGUGCCUUAUCGACAGGAGCAUCUUUCUGGACUUCUGUCUUUGGGGGACAGAGACCAAAAUAGCUCCUUUUUCUGACCUUCGUGCCUUUGGAACACAUAGUUUGUCCACAUGAUCCACAAAAUAGACUAAGACUUUUACAUUUUUCCCACUGAACUCCUGAUUAGCACUUUUGCACACUCAUACAAAACAAAGUUUUUCAAAGAAAUUAUUUCAUCUUAUUCAUGAUGGAAGGCAGCAACCGCUGAGACCUGCCUCCCUUUCUUGGGGAGAGAAUAAGUGACAACUGAUUAAAGGCGGCUGGUUUGUCCUCUGGAUGGACUGAGCUCCUUCCACCCGACGGCACUGCCCACAGGGGAGGGUAAUCUAAUGGCCAAGGUGUCUGGGAGUGCCUCAUGGCCUCAAUUCCCCCCCCCCCUUUUAAUAUGGAUCCUCUUUUAUCACUUACUGCCCACUCAUAGAGACCUGUGGGGAAACACAAUUCAGUCACUGAAAAUACAGGUUAAGCCUAAGGGGACAUUGACUGGAUGCAGGGAGCAGUCAAACCAAAGCCAGUGCAUUUUUAGUUAGACAAACUCUGGAUAUUUUAACCUCUUCACUUUACAGAAAAGAAAAUCUUUUUAUCAAUUUACAGGGAGAGAAAAUCGCUGCUGUGGACUAUAAUGCCCAUGUUCAAGUACCUCACAGGCUAGAUGAAAAGAUGUCUUAAGCUUUGGGAAUUAAAAACAAUUACAUUUUAAUAAAUACAUAUUUUUAAACAGUCA